AUGGCCGACAACAGCAAUGUCCCAAUACGACCCUAUAACUGUGCGGAGUAUCAAGAGUGCCUAACGGCGUGGGGUUAUCUAGACUACCUGCCCAAUGUGCCAGCCAACGCUGUGUUUGUGGCCAUCUUCACUAUUGCUACAGCUGCCCAAGCUAUACUGGCAUGGCGUCACCGCACUUGGGGUUACUCGAUAGCCAUGCUGAUCGGCACCAUCCUCGAAGUUGUCGGCUACGGCGGUCGCAUUGGAUUGCACUACAAUGUCUUCAUCAACACAUGGUUUAUCAUGUAUCUCUGCUGCCUGACUAUAGCCCCUGCGCUUUUCACCGCAGCUAUAUACCUAUCCUUGUCACGCAUCCUCGCUAUCUAUGGGGAAACACUCAGCUUCAUCAGAGGCCGCAGCAUAACUCUCACCUUCAUUUCUUGUGACCUCAUCUCCCUGGUCCUCCAAGCAGUUGGUGGAGCAUUGGCCUCGACAGCUAUCACCAUAGAAACACGUGACAUUGGCGUUAACAUCAUGAUCGCUGGCUUGAGCGCGCAAGUGGCUGCCACAACAGGCUUCUCUCUGGUCUGCCUGCACAUUAUGUGGAACGUCCGCAAGCAUCCCGAGCGGGUCAACGUCGAGCAUGAGGGGUUCAGGCGAGGAAAACGCUUCCGUGCUUUCAUCUGGGCAAUUGUCAUCGCCAUCACCACAAUCCUGAUACGUUGCUCCUUCCGUGUCGCUGAAUUGAGUGAAGGCUUCAAGGGCGAACUCGCUAAUAACGAGGUACUCUACAUGAUCUUCGAAGCUGCCAUGAUGUCCAUCUGCGUGUUUGUGCUGACGAUUGCACACCCGGGUCUGACGCUGGGCGCGCAUUGGAAUAGAGGCAAGUUUCACUGGAACCAGAAGCAAAAACGAGAAGUCAAGAAAUAG
This is a messenger RNA of Exophiala aquamarina CBS 119918, 909 nucleotides long. RefSeq lists its product as uncharacterized. The coding region runs from base 1 to 909 and encodes 302 amino acids. The transcript is spliced from 2 exons. Gene Ontology annotation, cellular component: fungal-type vacuole; plasma membrane. Lineage: Eukaryota; Fungi; Ascomycota; Eurotiomycetes; Chaetothyriales; Herpotrichiellaceae. The record is from RefSeq and is a predicted model, not a curated record.